Uncinocarpus reesii 1704 is the source of this 2526-nucleotide messenger RNA. RefSeq lists its product as uncharacterized. The record is from RefSeq and is a predicted model, not a curated record. NCBI's taxonomy places the organism in Eukaryota, Fungi, Ascomycota, Eurotiomycetes, Onygenales, Onygenaceae. Gene Ontology annotation, cellular component: cytoplasm; nuclear membrane. The transcript is spliced from 6 exons. Gene Ontology annotation, biological process: protein import into nucleus. The coding region runs from base 1 to 2526 and encodes 841 amino acids. Gene Ontology annotation, molecular function: small GTPase binding.
AUGGAGAAAGAAGGGGACACCCAGCAGCUGAUCCGGGAGGCGACUGAGCUUGCUCAACUUUUGAGCGCUCCUGGUAAUGCUAGCCUUGUUCAGAAUGCCCAAGCGCGUCUGCAGGCCUUACAAAAGUCUCCUGCCGGCUGGACAAUCGCCGACAGCCUGCUUGCAAAUGACGACGCAAAUGUUCGGUUUUACGGCGCCCUUACUCUAACUAUGAAAAUCCAUCAAGAUUGGAAUAAUCUAGGGGAACAGUCUAUAGGAGAGCUGCUCGUCCGGCUUGUCGAUUAUUUUGUGCUCUUAGUCGGCAAGCACGAAACAACGGUAGUCAUGAGGAAAUUCAUAGCAUCCAUGACCACCAUGUUCUUCAAGCCCCAGGCUCCGUGGACACACUGCAUCCGGCAUGUUGCCAUCUCCUUAGCCAAUGGGAAGUACUUGCCCGAGGAGCAGUUAGACCAGCAAACCUUUCAGGCUCUUGCCUUGCCCUCACUCAAUUAUGACCGCCUUGUAGCCGUCUUAUCCUUCUCCACUACGCUUGCAGAGGAGUCUAUGCGACAUAGUUCAAGUAGUAUCAACUAUCAUGACCGGCUCGUAGCAAAUCUGAAUGAUGCUUUUUUCUUGAUCAAUUAUGCGUUUCAACGUGUGAUUGCACAAGCUCCAGCAACCACCGUGUCAUCCAAUCAAUCAAGCAACACUGCCUUGGAGGCUAUUAAAUCUUUGCACGCUUGGAUUUUUGCAUUGCGAGGCACUCGUGUGGACAAGCCUGCCAUCUCUGCCGCUGUUAAUGUUCCCCUGACUUGCUCUCUUCGAUUCAUCUCCGAACCUGGCCUUGCACAGGAUGUGAUGGACCUUGUCCUGGAUCUCAUCACAAAUCAGCCUAAAUUACUUCAUUCGAAGCAUUUCGAUUGCGUAUUAGACUUUUUGAUUGGCCAGAAUGGUCAGCAAUAUGCACUAGACAUCCUCAAGGGAGAUUUCGAGGACGAGCAAGUGCGCUUUUUGGAUUUGCUUGUCAAAUUUUCUUCUUCGGAUGAGCAGGUUCGAGUUCUGACUCAACCUCCUGACGCUAAGCAAGAACGCAUUCUGUUUCUAUUAUUCAAACUAUUCCAUGCCCCUGGCUUCGCCGCGGUCGAUGACACGGCGAUCAAUAUCCUACUUGAGUUUUGGACGGAGGCUGCCGAUAAUAUCAACGAUUUGAUUAUGGAAGGCGCUUUUGAUGAACCGACGCCGGCAAUCAAGGAGAAUUUUACACGCGUUAUUGCAGAAUGCUUCGACAAACUCAGAUAUCCGAAUCCAUCUACCCUGAAGGAGUGGGUAGAGGACGAUGUGAAGUUGUUCAACGCCUUCCGACGGGAUUUCAGUGAUUUUCUGCAGGCCGCAUAUCCUCUUUUGGGUGUUCCAGUCGUCCAGCAGAUCCAGGAACGAGCAGCCAUCGCCAUACGUGACCAUGACUGGGAGAGGUUUGAGGUUGCCAUGUUUUGCCUGGCAGCAUUGGCAGAUACCAUUGCUGAGAAUGAGCAUGCUGACAACCUGCUGCACGCACUAUUCCAAUCACAACUCUUCGACGCAAUAUGCUUCGGUCGAACGGACAUUCCAUUGAAAGCUCGCCAAACUCUGGCUGACGUGAUUGCGAGAUACACGCCGUACUUUGAAAGGAAUCAUAACCUCCUCCCGCCGGCUUUGAACUUUCUGUUCAGCUCACUGGAAAUGCCAAGUUCUGAGCAUGCCGCCGCGAAAUCGAUCUCAACUUUAUGCGGAACUUGUCGUCGGGCUCUUACGGUUUACAUCGAGGAUUUUGUCAGCAAAUUUAUUCAAAUCCAUGCGAACCCGUCCACAAACAGUCAUACCGUAGAACGGGUUGCAGAAGGGAUUGCUUCGGUGAUUCAAGCUGUUGAUCCUGAGCCCGCAAAAGCCACUUUACUGGCGAAGCUGCUUGAUCCUUUAUGCCAAGAAGCAAACCAGGCCGUGGAAAUGGCGCGUAGUGGCCGGCAAGAACAGGGCUUGGCAGGUGGUUUGAGGGUGAUGGGCUGCACGGCAAGCAUUGGCAAGGGGCUUCGUGCCCCGGAGGACCUUGUCAUCGAUCUCGAUGAUGGGGACGAAGAUCAACGGCGCCCCGGUGGAAGCAUAUUCUGGUUGAACGAUCCUCGUGGGACUUCACUUCAGGUGCUUAUCGUCAACAUUCUUGAGUACCUAGUGAACGAGUUCUCUGCCGAUGGAGAUAUCAUUGAAAGCGCGUGCGACAUACUCAAAGCCGGAUAUACGGAAAGAGUGCCGGGUCCUUAUGUACUUCCUCCGGAAGUAACAGUUCGCUUUGUGAAAUCGGUUAAAACGUCGUCUGCUCGGUUUCCAGUUGUAAUGGGAACCGCGUCAGCCUUUUUAGCAUCGCGGGCUUCAAACCCUGCACAGAUCCACAACGAAGUCGUCGAUCUUAUCGCCCAUUGUUACGGUCUCAUGGUACAAAUGGCACAAGAUCCGCUGCAGGCCCCGAUACUCUUCCUCUACGUGCAGCAUGUUCUUUUUGGGCUACGCUAUUGA